This is a messenger RNA of Cladocopium goreaui, 2109 nucleotides long. NCBI's taxonomy places the organism in Eukaryota, Dinophyceae, Suessiales, Symbiodiniaceae. The record is from the annotation of a GenBank genome assembly.
AUGCCUGUCUUGGCCCGCUAUGACGAGUCCAAAGACGACUUGGUCUCUUCAAGGCCUUCAGGACUCCAGCGAUAUGAGGAAACAUCAAGUGAAAGUGCUGGCCAUGAUCAAGAAGAGUCUGAUCAAUCGUCGGGUGAGUCUACGACUAGCGAUGGGGAACCCAAGACUUCCGAAGUAGAUUUGAGUAUCAAUGGUCUUCACUCUCUACAUGCUUUGGAUGAAGCAUCAGAUAAUGAAGAAACUGCUGAAAUCUCCGCCUUGCGAAUGUCAGUGUCGCAUCCCAUUUGGAGUGCUGCAUCGGGCCUGCUCGGCAUUUUGGAAGUUGCCAAAACAAUCGCAAGAUGCAUUUUUGUGGAGUAUUCAGUGUGGGAAAGGAAGAAAAGAACCCGAGCCGAUGAAGCUUUGAAGGAAGACUUGAUGAUUAAGCUCAUUGAUCGUAUGUUGCUUGGGGGCACACAACAGGUUUUAGACAUGGAUCCCUCAGCUUUGCCCCUCCGUGAACUCCCACCUGGGAAUGUAGCCAGCCUCUAUUUGAUGUAUUUGGCAUACUGCAAACCUGCCGGUCAAGAUUUCCAGGAGCACUCCCGACUAUGCAAAGCCCUACUUGACCAUUACCAUGGACAGUGGUUGGACCGUCGUGUCUAUUGGGCUGCCAGAAACAGGUCCAUCUACGAUCGGGACCUGGUGCAUCUUUGGUUCUCACAGCUGUUCUCGCCCAUGGAUAUGGCUGCUUUAUGUACUUGGCCUUGGAGGGCAUGGAACAUUGAAACACCACGAGACUUGCAGCGAUUGAUUUCCGACCGUGUUGCUCCAAUCUUCACGAAGAAGAACUUGGAUUUUGACAUUUCCAUUGUUGAUGUGGGGCUUCAGGUCAGUGAUCGCUUGCCACGCUCAAUGCAGACUGAUGACAUGGAGACUCAAGACAAUGAUGUUUUUGCAAUGAUGAAGGAAUCUAUGUCUGACAGUGGUCUAUGUCAGGACCCAUUGUUGGUGAUGCCUGGUGGGCUUUUGCGUGAGUCAUCUAGCUGUUUGUUGACUGCGAACAGUAGUGACUGUCCUCUCGUUACUGGGGUGAUUGAUGCUGAUCGACUUACAGAGCUACGGGCAAUUCAAAGGGCCCUUCAAAAAGAUUUUCCUCACAUGCGCAGGGCAGUGACCUUUUAUGAUACUUUGUUGGCUGGGGGUGGUGAAAAUUUGCAGAGUGUGCCCAAGCUUACCUUUCUUGAGCAUGCUCAUAGGCAAAUCCUCCAACCUGACGCUCCACAGUUUGGUGCACAGCCCAAAGGGCCAAAGCCCCACGAGUUGCAGGUGGUUUUUCAUCGUUCCAGGGUUUGGCCCGUGAUGUCGGAUGAAGAAACGACAGCUCCACAUGACCCCAUCGACGCAAUAAAGACGUACUUCAAAGUUGCAAUCAAUGACUUGGUGCUGGAUGGAGCCAUUCCCUCGUCCAAGCAGCAUGCAAUCCUGGUGCCCAAUCAAAGCAUGGAUGAGUUCUAUUUGCCUCUUACUGCCUUUGACUAUUCAAAAGCCGCGAAGAAUGGAUUUUUCCCCUCCAAUGUGCAGUUCGAGACCCACAUGAUGGAAUUCCUGAAGCAUGGGUAUCGUUCUUCCAUUGGGAAUUGUGAAGUCCGAUUUCCUUUGGCUACUGGGGACCGGCGCAUCCGACCAUUCACGGUUGGACUGGAUGACGGAUUUGUCAAGAUCCUUCUGAUGUUCUCCAUAGUUGCUUUUACCCGGGAGUUGGAGAUUGAAAUGAAGGAUGAUGAUGGCAGUUUGAAGCGGGUGUUGGAGAGCUUCCGUUCAGUUCGGUGUUCCUACACCUUCUUUGAAAACCCUUCACAUCAUUUUUUGCAUUCCCUCAGCUACUUAGUUAUAUUUGUAAACAUUUCAACCUUUGGGUUUUUACUUUGGGAAGUAGUAAAUGUUCAUAUGUUGUGUUGGGCUUGCAACUGUUGCCAACUAAGAAACCCAAUGGGUAACAGCGGAGAAGCAAGUUCCAAGUCCCAUCAACAUCAUGGCGGACAUCAAGGAAACGAUUGCUGUGGAAAAACGGCUCAACCGCCAAGGUCGGGGUGCACUCAAGGACAUUCUUGGCAAGGUGAUUGCUGA